AUGCCUCAAUUAGCAAUCAGUCCCUAUUUUAAUAUUACUAAUAAUCAUAAUUUAAUUAAUGGUAUAAUGAAUACUACUUCUGAGUUUAAUGUUCCUGAUUCUUCUACAAUAGGUAAAAAUAUAAUUUCUACCGCUUCUAAUUUAAAUAAUUCUAAUAUCAAUAAUAAUAAUAAUAAUAAUAAUAAUAAUCGUAAUAACAAUAGUAAUAAUAAUACCACUACUAGACAGAAAAGACAUGUCUCUACUUCUUAUAAUAUCCAAGACUUUAAUUUUCAUAAAAAGCGAAUAACUAAUGAUCAUGAUUUUGUUAAUUACAACUAUAAUACAUAUAUCAAUAAUCCUUAUAAGAUUAAGAAUGGAAAUAAUACUUUACCUAUAAAUACUCCAUUUUUUCAAAAUGUUUCAAAAUAUCCUGAGUUAACAAAUAAUACCAACAUCACCAAUAAAAACGACCCUCAUAUUAGCAAAAAUACAAGUACAAAUUUCAUUUCAAGUGAGCAGCCAUCUUUACCUAUUAUGAACACUCCUAUCAAUGUCUUAAGAAAAGAAAGUAUUAAUAAAAAUAGUGUAGAAACACCACAACCUUCGUUAGGAUUCUCUGAACAAGGUCAUUCACCGUAUUAUAUCACAAAUAAUUCCUACACAAAUUUAAAAAAUUAUAAGAAUGGUAACAUAGAUAAUACUACCACAACAAAUCAUAAUAAUUUAAUUAACAGUGAUACAAGGAUUAGUGAAAUGUUAAAGCAGCAAACUGCAAAUACCCCAUUAGAGCAUCACAAUUAUUUGACAAUUACUGAAUUAACAAAUUCUAACAAGCCUACAUUUAUUGAUAAUUCCAAUGCCAGUCGAGUAAUUAAUAACGAUACAAAACAAAAUAACAUAGUAAAUGAUAAUGACAACAAUAAUAAUAAGCCUAUACCGCAAGAAUAUGCCCAACAAAAUGUUAACAACAACAAUAAUAUUUCAGGAGACUAUAGUUAUUCUUAUGACUAUAAUAAUAAUAAUCAAGACAAUUCAAACAUAAAUCAGGAUAAUGAUACAUCUGAAAGAUACAAUAAUGUACCUAGUCAAAAUGGUAAUCACAACAGUAAUAACAACAAUAACAAUAACAAUAGUAAUAAUGGUAAUCCAAAUAGCAAUAACGACAAUAAUGAUAAUUCAAAAAACAAAAAGUCAAGCCAAGCCUUAGUUCAAAAGUUACAAGAAAUCUAUAAGGUUAUUGUUAGACAGGAAAUUGAAUUACAAGAACGUUGUUCUCAGUUAACUACUUCACAUACUACAGAGUUGAAAAAUUUAUGGACAAUUUAUAGAAUUAACACGGAUCUAAUUAAUAAUUACACAACUUUUAUCACUACUGCAUUAUUACCUUCACAGUCUCCGCAGGAUACAUUAAUAGGUGAAGAAAUUGUAGAAAUUUAUAGAAUUGAAAGAAGAUUAUGGGUAUACGGUACUAUAACAUUUUUAGAUGUAUUAAAAAAUUUUUCAAAUUUUAUGGAUCCUGAAGUAUGUGCCCAAUUUAUCACACAUGUAUUUAUUUCAUUAUCCGCUAUAUUGAUUGAUAUACCACAGAAGCAUGCUAUCCAGUGGCUGCAACGAUUAGGUGAUCUUUCAAGAAUGGCUAUUGCUUUAUACCCGUCAGGUUUUAUUGAUUGGAAACUAAGUGCUGAAUAUUGGUAUAUGGAGGCUAUGAAAUUUAUUUAUGGUCAUGGAAAAUUAUAUUAUCAUAUGUCCACUGUCCAACAAAACACUUUAGAAGCAUUUGUAAACCUAGGUAAAAGUGUAUUUUGUCAAGAUACUUUUACUCCAUCACAGCAAUAUAUGCAAUUAGUUAUUGAUAAUAUUUAUCAGCGUACAUUUGUAGAGAGAAGUAGCACAGGAAGUUAUAGAAAUGCUGAUUUAAUCGAUUAUUUGAAACACAGCGAAGUGAUGUUGCUACCAAGUUUCUUGGGAAGCAGUGAUCUGCAGCAAGUUGUUUUAAAUUAUUUCCAAGAUAGAUUUGGUAUUGAUUUCAACGACAAUAAUAUUUUCAAUAAUAAGAAUAUGUUUUGUCAGCCACCAGCUUCUCUAAGAUUUUUCUUUCGUCAUGCUCCUGCAUUUGCUGAGUCCCAUAUUUUGCAGUUAAUAGGGUUUGGCGAUCCAAAGAAUCCAUUCGCAUUAUUGUUUGACUUACCAAAAUAUUUGAAAGAGAGAAAAGAUAAAAAGGAAAAAAAUAAAUCCAAAUCAUCAUCAUCAAACGGUGAAGUUUCCAACGGAAGCACCACAACAUUAGCUACUACCACUACUGAUAAUGAUAUCAAUGAAGAUAUCUACAAUUCUUCAGCAAAUAAUCUAUCUGGCAUUAGUUACUUAGAAAAUGUGGAAUCUUUAAAAUAUCCUAUUGAAGAUCCUGAUAUUUGUACAUGGAUCAAAUCCUUAGAUUACAUCAAUAUGACUUCUUUAAGAUGUUCUAUGAUUGUAUUGAAGAAGUUUUUACAUGCACCUUUUGUUAUUACUUUGCCGCAUCUUUUACCAUGGACAUAUUUUAUUAUAGCAUCAGGGUUAAAGAUCAAAUCCUUAAAUGAUGAAAAAAGCUACAAAUUUUGGAAAAUUUUAAUGAAGAGGAUAUUUCCUUGGAAUACAAUAACAAGCUUCUUAAAUGUUUUGUUAGCAUAUAUUUUAGAUAAUUUUUAUGAAUCACAUCUUAUUGAAAAACUUUCAAAUGCAUACUCUCAACAUUCUCUAGAAGAAUUGUUAGAAUAUUUCAAUGAAAAUGAAGAUUUACCAGAAAUUUGGAAAUGUUGGGGUACGUUGUGGUUUGAUGUUAUAUGUGACAAACAUGCUAUCACUAGUGAUACUUUAAGAGGAUUUGGGAUCAAUGAUCAUAUGUUUUUAGAUUUUCCAAUCGAUGGUAUUGGAUUUGAUUCCAGUGAUGAGACAGGUGAAAAAUUUUGGAGACGUGCAAUUAGAAUUAUAUUUUUGUUUAAAGGUAUUGCAGAGAAUUUUGAUUUUGGAUUGAAAGUCAAUUACAAUACCCCAGUAUUCUGUAACAGAAAUGAUGUUAAGGAUAGUCAUAUUUUAAGACAAUUUUCUUUUAAAUUGGAACCAUACAAUGAACCUACAUCAACCAGAUUUAAUGAAUUCAUCCCUAUGUGUGAAAAAGUGGAUGAUAUUAAUGCAGAUGUUAAUUCUAUUCCUGAAUUGAGUUUAAUACCAGGAGAAAAUAUAUUUGAAUACGCCGGCUACCGUAAAUUGUCACCAGAUUUUAAUUCCUAUGAUAAGAAUGGUGAAUUUAUUGGUUCAUCAAUCUAUACAUCAUGGAUAUCUGACCAGUUACAGACUUCAAAUUCCAAUAAUAUAAGAACAAACACAAAUCUUAACCAAACAAAAGACAAUGUUAGUAUGACAGGAGAUAAUAAUAGUAAUAGUAAUAGUGAUAAUGAUAUUAAUUAUGGUAUCUACGACAAAAAUACUAAUUUCAAUAGUUUAAAUGAUAUAAUGAUUACAAAACACAUAAAUGAGAUAAAUGAAAAUGAUUUAUUUAAAUAUUAUAUGGAUUAUAGGAGUAGUAAUAUUUUUAUAAACAAAAGUACUGGAGAACAAUUUAGAGCUAACAAUAUUUGGCGGACUCCGUAUGAUGAAAUCAAUAGGGACAUUACAUAUUUUGUGUUUGAUGCUACUUCAUGGUUAAGACAUUUUGCACACAUCUACAAAUUAGCCACAAAUGAAAUUUUAAAAUUUGCAGUGUGCUUAACAACUUUUCAAGAAUUAAGGUUUUUAAGAAAAUCUAAGGAUGAGAAUGUGGUAGAAGCUGCAUCAAGAGCUGUUAUUACUAUACGACAGUUAUAUGCAGAAGGUAAAUUACUACCAUUGAGAUUUACAGGUAAUGUUGCAACAGACAUUGAAGAACACUUGGAGUUUGAGGAACAAAUAACUUGGAGGUCACAUGUGGACGAAUUUGUAAUUGAAGCUGUGGUAAAAGCACAGAAUAAGUUCACAUCAAAUAGAAGUAAUAAUAUGGGUUGUUACAGCGAUCUUAAUGGUGAUGUGCUAUUAAACUCACUAGGCAAUUUUGACUCAUUUGCUUGUAAUAAUAGUGUUAUUAUGCAUAGUGGCACGCCUUCUUCAACAACAAUGGGUUCGAUUGUUAAUGAAGACGAUAUUACAAAUAUGACACCAAGUAAUGCUGGAAGUUUGGAAAACGAUAAUGGUGACAAUACUAUAACUAGCAAUGGCAACAAUGGUUCUACUGCUACGACUACCAUUACUACUACUAAUAAUAAUAGAAUGAAAAGGUUUCAAUACAUAGUACUGGUCACAAACGAUCAAAAUAUGAAAAGAAAGGCUCAAGAUCAAAAUAUUAAGACGUUUAGUACUGAUUUUAUUUUUACUAUCUGUAGUAAAUUAGGGAUGGAUCUUGAUAUUUGCACCAAUUAA
Molecule: messenger RNA, 4413 nt
Organism: Arxiozyma heterogenica
Lineage: Eukaryota; Fungi; Ascomycota; Saccharomycetes; Saccharomycetales; Saccharomycetaceae
Gene: ESL2
Product: Esl2p
Exons: 1
Coding region: 1-4413 (1470 amino acids)
Molecular function (GO): protein binding
Source: RefSeq, a predicted model, not a curated record